Molecule: messenger RNA, 3655 nt
Organism: Scatophagus argus
Lineage: Eukaryota; Metazoa; Chordata; Actinopteri; Scatophagidae
Gene: dipk1aa
Product: divergent protein kinase domain 1Aa
Exons: 6
Coding region: 538-1824 (428 amino acids)
Source: RefSeq, a predicted model, not a curated record
CCUGCCAUUUAACCAAAAUGGCUUUUAUUGUGAAAGACAUCGCGGAAGUUUAAAUUCAUUCGUGUUUCGAACUUGACCCGGUAAAAGCUUCAUAGAUAACCAACCACAUAAGAUCACUUCGUGAUUUAGAGCAGGUUGCGCAGGACCAGUUCAUGGACUCUGACACACAUUUUGUUCAGUUUAGCUGACCACCUGAAAACCUCAAAACGUUGUAUUUGUAGACAAGCACGUCGCGCCUGCGCUGUGAAGCUACAUUUUUUCCCAGCUUGAGGUAUGUCGCUUUGGUUGAAAAUCGGCAGCUGCUGCAAAGAGCAGAGGCGCAGGCAAAGUGCACUAUCAGGGUGAUCCAUACGUACAAGACACACCGACUACCUGGAGUCGCGGAUCUCAGCGAGGCUGAAAUCUGUUCUUAUGGAGUUGUCACUGUCUGCUCGAUAAAGGAGGCGAGCCGUUUUUGUGUGUGCAGACGUUUUCUCCCGUGUAUUCUGGAUGAUCUCCCACUGCCAGGUCCACGUAUUGAGAUGAUCUAUUUUUGUGAUGGCGAAGGGUCUGUUUCCACGGGCCUGGGUGAAAAAGUCUUUCUACUUCCAGGCUCGGAUCUCCUUCGUGCGGGUGAAGUACCUGUUCCUUACAUGGCUGACGGUGCUGGUGGGGAGCUGGGUGCUCUAUGUGCAAUACUCUGCCUACACAGAGCUGUGCAGAGGACACGAGUGCAAGAAUGCCAUUUGUGAUAAAUACAGGAGGGGGAUCAUCGACGGCUCUGCCUGCAGCAGUCUGUGUGACAAAGGAACACUCUAUAUGAGCAGGUGUCUCUCAACCUUUCCAAAUAACCAGGUCUACACCGGCAGCUGGGGAGACCACGAUGGGAUCAUCCGCUGUAAGCUGGGGGAGGUUGUGCACUACGAGCUGGGUGAGGAGCCGGAGCCGCGGAGAGAAGCCCCUGUGUUCGACAAGCCCACCAGGGGAACAUCGGUGGAGAAGUUCCGAGAGAUGGUUUUCAAUCAUCUCAAGUCCAAGCUUGGGGAGCAGGCUAACCUCGCCAGCCUUGUCAGCCAGAUCCUCUCUGUCGCUGACGGAAACAAAGACAGACGGGUGUCCUUGCCAGAAGCCCGUUCUACAUGGGCACUUCUGCAGAUGGAUGAGGUGCUGCUAGGCCUGCUGCUACAGGACCGUGGACACACUCCUCGCCUCCUCGGCUACUGCGGGGACCUGUACAUGACAGAGCGAGUCCCCUACGGGCCCCUGUAUGGUUUGUCUCUACCAUGGCCCCUGGUAUCCUGGGUGCCCAGCAGCUUGCAGCGAACUAUGGACCAGUGGUUCACCCCCUCAUGGCCUCGCAAAGCUAAGAUCUCUAUGGGCCUACUGGAGCUGGUGGAGGACAUCUUCCAUGGCACUUACGGCAGCUUUCUGAUCUGCGACCUCGCUGCGGCGCACUUUGGUUACACCGAGCGCCAUGAGCUCCGUCUGACUAACACCCGAGCUGUGGUCCCUGAGGAUGAGUUCAGGCGCACCAUGCGGGGGCUGAAGUGUGAGACGGAUGCCGACUGUGUGUACAGGGCGGACUGCCAGACGUCAUGCGACGUGUCAGAGAAACGGUGCAGGGAGGAGCCAGUUCAGCCAAACUUGGCAAAGGCAUGCAGUGCACUGAAGGACUACCUCCUGCGUGGGGCGCCAUCGGGACUGAGAGAGGAGCUGGAGAGGCAGCUGUACGCCUGUAUGGCUCUCAAAGGUAAUGCUGGACAGAUGAACAUGGAGCACUCUCUUAUCCUCAACAACCUGAAGGCUCUGCUGUGGAGACAGAUCUCACACACCAAGGACUCGUGACGAGGGCAGGAGGUCCUCCUGAAAUCUUGCCAGUCAGUUCCUCACUAGGAGCUGAGUAUGCUGAUGAUUAAAGAUGCUGUGAUUUAGGAAUAGCAAAUUUUAUGAAGUAAUUUUUUAUCAACUCAAAUGUAUGAAUGAUAACGAUCAGACUGAGGGGGACUAUGCCUCCUCUUUUCUCAGUUUCAGAAGUCUGGGGAGCAGACGUCCAAGUACUUUGAAAUGUAAGACUAAAAUAAACUGAAUGAUCUCAUGCCGCCAUCAGUCGGACUGAAAACAGUUCAUGCAGCCACAUUAUGUUGUACUGAAUGUUGCUGGAGCAGACAGAGCAUAUGCAGAUUUUACUGUUGGUCUGAAGAGCUGAGAGUCCAAAUAGCUGUUUUUUUUGUUUUUUUUUUUAACCACAAAAUCAUGCUGAUAUGUUCAAGCGGACAAGGUCCAUCAAAGAAGAGAUUAUUUGUGACUUUUGUACAGUGUUCCAGUUUAAAGUGUGACAAAACUGCACUGUUUUGAGGUCAGCGCCUUAAUUUUGGUAUGUUAAGGUUGUGACUGAGCACCUCAGAGUAAUCGUGGAUCGUGCUUUUGAAGGAUUAGGCUGGUGAUUGUCUUCUCGAGUAAACCCAAUGAAAAAACCAACAGUGCUUCAGUUUCUCUCGGUACUUACCAAUAUGACUACAGUAUCUGUGGCCUCGGCACAUUAAUGCAAACUGAAAGUGUAAAUCUGUAUGAACAGAUCUCAAAAGUUAUGCUUUCCUUUAAACAGCUGAAACUAGUUUUUAGUUCACUCAAACAGGAGUAAAUGGUGCAUUUGUUGGAGACUACUUUCAGCUGUGGAUGAAUAGUCACAGUCAGCACUAGUUUGUAUUUGUGAUCAAAAAGAAACUAGUGUCCAUGUUCAUCGUGAUGAACGUGUUACCCAGUGCAACAGCUCUUACACAAACUUGAACUAUUUUAAGCUUUGGCUCUACAGUCGUAGCAAUAAAAUGAAUUCAUUAUCAGUGAGUCUUUGGAUGACAUUAAGGAAAAAAGAGAAUCAUAGAGAAUGUGACUCCAAACUAACAGAUUAAUGACAAACCUAAGCAGUGAAGCUGUUGUGGUGGCUCUUCCUUUAAUUGUCACUCACCUGCAUGCUAAAUCGAGGCAAUUCAUCAGCUUCAGGGCGGAUAAUGUGAUGAUAAUUGCUUGUCAGUAUUCCACAGAGGUCAUGUACUGUAUGUCAGCGUACUUCACUCUGCUGUACUCUCUCCACGCGUAACGCUAGUGACAUCAGCAAUGCUGCAUCAACAACACGACCUGAAACAUUAAGGCAAUUCAUUUGGUUUGUGAAUGUUAUUGUAUUUCUCACUGAAAAGAACUUUUGUGGCAAUGUGCUGUGUUCACAUUAGUUUUGGAUUUUAUCUCAGUGCCAUAGAGCUCAUGCUGAAAUCAUUUGAAUGUUUACCACCUGUGACAGUUGACAUCUUUUUAAGAAUCUUGUGGUCGCAUUUGAAUGCUGUCACUUCUCAACAUUGCUGUGAAUUUCCUGUGACCAGUUUGACAACCUGACUUGUUAAACCACUUUACAUGUUUUAAAACAGACGUGACCCAUAAAAAGCCUGUCAAGCUUGUGGUCAAUGCUGCUGUUGGACUUUUGAAAAAUGUAAAAAAAAAAAAAAAAAAAAAACACCACUUAUUGAGACCAGCAUGAUUUUGCACAAUUAAAACUACAUACCACUUCACUGUAAUUUGUCAGCUGCUGUGUUCAUGUCUUUCUCUACACCAAAACCAUAAUCAUACUUAGAAUCAUUUAUGUGGCUUUAGUACAAAUCACCGUAAAUAUUGGUCAUAGGUGUAA